GCCGCCGCCGGGCGCAGCAGGCAGAGGGAAGGCAGGGAGCGGAGCUGCCGUUGCCGCCGCCGAGGGCCGGGGCCUUGGACGCGUCCGGCAAGAGCGCAGGAGGAGAAGGAAGGGGAAGCGGGGGGAGCCAGCUGGCCCUUCUCGGAGGACGCGGCCCGCAUCCGCCCAGGGAAGGGCAGAGGGAAGCGGAGGGGGAGCGAGCGGGCGCCGCCGCCGAGGAGACAAAGAAGCGGAGCCCGCCUGGGCUGGGAGCCUCCCCGCCGCCGCCGCCCGCCCCGCUCCGCUCCCCGCCGGCCGGCCGGAGGUGGUGGUGUAUAGAACUUUGUUGGAGAGUCCUGCCUUUCACUGCCUGGAUCCUUUUAACAGUGUGUCAAAGAAGGACUCCAUGAAAGAUGACAGAAGAAGUUAUUGUUAUUGCAAAGUGGGAUUACACUGCACAGCAGGACCAAGAACUUGACAUCAAGAAAAAUGAGCGUCUUUGGCUAUUAGAUGAUUCUAAGACAUGGUGGAGGGUAAGAAACGCGGCCAACAAAACGGGAUAUGUGCCAUCAAAUUAUGUGGAGCGAAAAAACAGCUUGAAGAAAGGUUCUCUGGUUAAAAAUCUAAAAGACACACUGGGCUUGGGAAAAACCAAGAGAAAGACGAGUGCGAGAGACGCCUCCCCCACUCCCAGCACAGACGCAGAGUACCCUUCCAACGGCAGCAGCGCCGACCGGAUUUACGAUCUGAACAUUCCCGCCUACGUGAAAUUUGCCUACGUUGCCGAGAGGGAGGAUGAGCUGUCCCUCGUUAAAGGGUCCCGAGUGAUUGUCAUGGAGAAGUGCAGCGACGGCUGGUGGAGAGGGAGCUACAACGGACAGAUCGGCUGGUUCCCUUCGAACUAUGUGGUAGAGGAGGUUGAGGAAGCAACUGCAGAUUCACCCAGCUUCCUCAGCCUUAGGAAAGGCGCUUCCAUGAGUAACGGCCAGGGCACCAAAGUACUCCACAUCGUUCAGACACUGUACCCAUUCAGCUCGGUCACGGAUGAAGAGCUCAAUUUUGAAAAAGGGGAAACGAUGGAAGUCAUUGAAAAGCCAGAAAAUGACCCAGAAUGGUGGAAAUGUAAAAAUUCCAGAGGUCAAAUCGGUCUUGUUCCUAAAAACUAUGUAGUAAUCAUUAGUGAUGGUCCUUCCAUGAACACUUCCCAUCCACCUCAGAUAAGCUACACGGGACCAUCUUCUACCGGACGAUUUGCUGGAAGAGAGUGGUAUUACGGGAACGUUACCCGGCACCAAGCAGAAUGUGCCCUGAACGAAAGGGGAGUGGAAGGAGAUUUCCUUGUUAGAGACAGUGAAUCUUCGCCCAGUGACUUCUCAGUAUCUCUAAAGGCAUCGGGGAAGAACAAACAUUUCAAGGUGCAGCUCGUGGACAAUGUCUAUUGUAUUGGGCAGCGGCGAUUUAAUACUAUGGAUGAGUUGGUGGAACACUACAAAAAGGCUCCCAUCUUCACCAGUGAACACGGGGAAAAGCUAUAUCUUGUGAAAGCACUUCAGUGACGUUGAAGAUGGACUUGGCCACCUGGGCCUCUUAUAACUUACAAGCCUUAGGUCCUAAAUUCACUUUUAUAGAGCAGAGCAAUAUCUGAAGCAGGCUUAAGGAAUAGGCUCUUUCUAAAGUGUUUGCUCUGUCAGUUGCUGUUUGUCCUUUUUUUUUUGUUUGCCUCUCUUUGUGUUCCAGUUUUGUUAACCUCUGACCACCUCUCUUCAGGUUGAGAGUUUCCCUUGGGUGGCCGUGGCGAGCACUCACCUUCCCAGCAGAGUUCAAAACGCCCCUCUCCUGUGUACGUUUACAUAGUUAGCUCAGAUCAAGGAGGGGCGUUUUCAAUUCAAACCAGUGUUAAUCUGUUCAGACUGCUCAUGCAGGCAGAACUCUCCCUUCAGAGACAUCGGGCACAGUUUGAAUGCACUGAAGCUGCAGCUGCUUAAGUGAGAGAGAGUAGACAUAACAGUUGUGGCUGUGAGUUCUGUAGCUCUAUCGCUUACCGAGUAGGAUAAUACAAAACCUCCUAGUUCCUAGAAGCACUCUUUACACUGUACUCUGCUGUUACAUUGCCUCUCUGACUCUUCGUAAAGAGUACACUAAUUAAAAGCAUUUUGUAAUAGUACUUCUUAAACUACUAUGGUAAGAUUGUAGUAAAAGAAAACUAGUGUAUUUUGGUCUGUAAUUGCAACAAAGAGAAAUUUUAUUUGAAAGUUGAUUACUAGAGAAAGAAUAAUUGAAUUGUAAAGGCUGAAUGUUUCGGUAAUCUACAACCAAAUGUGCCAUCCACAUAAUGCUUUUUCCUCUUGCCCUUCUGCUUGUUUGAAUUAAACGAUUAUGUAUUUAAUUCUCAAAGUAAUAUGUAUCUGUAGCUGAUUGUUGACACUAAUACAGAAGAUUAAUAAAAACUGAUCUUGGGACAGGGUGGGGCGGGCUACCAACACUAUAUAUAUAUUUGCUUUACAGAAAGAAAUCUUCGGGUUUUACAGAGGAUGGUGUGGUUGGUAGGAAGAGACACACAGAAUGUUUAUGAAGAAAAUGCAUUUUUCUCUUUUCUUUACAUUUAAACUCCUUUAUGGUUUAAAUAUACAGUCUUUAGAUGGCACAUUCCUGAGAUUGAAGAACGGAUCAUGAGAUCUCAAAGUCUUGCAUACUCAGUUUUUUGGAUAUUGUAAUAAAAAAGGUAUUACGUCA
Messenger RNA from Zonotrichia leucophrys gambelii, 2712 nucleotides. It is a transcript of the gene NCK2, whose product is annotated as NCK adaptor protein 2. The transcript is spliced from 5 exons. The record is from RefSeq and is a predicted model, not a curated record. Gene Ontology annotation, molecular function: receptor tyrosine kinase binding; signaling adaptor activity. The coding region runs from base 393 to 1535 and encodes 380 amino acids. Lineage: Eukaryota; Metazoa; Chordata; Aves; Passeriformes; Passerellidae. Gene Ontology annotation, biological process: positive regulation of translation in response to endoplasmic reticulum stress; signal transduction; positive regulation of endoplasmic reticulum stress-induced intrinsic apoptotic signaling pathway.